GGCUGAUCGACGACCGAAGGAACCAAGAUUCCAGCUCUCAAUUCCCAACUCUCUUCAAUUCUCAUUCCCACCUCGUCAUUCCCCGCCAACCCAUUAACCCAGUCGACCCAGUCAACCCGCCAUAGCCCUGGACUCGGACACGCCGUUAGCAUAAAAUGAUCAAGGUGGUCAUCGCUUGACGUACCACCUUAACAACCUUAAGCACCAUUACCCCCGGCCUCGUGUUGUUCUUGCUAGUUUUCCGGCGUCCUUCUAAAAAUUUAAUACUCCUUGCCAUUAUCAACUAACAUCGUCAAGUCUCUUCAUCAAUUUUCUUAUCGUCAUCCACUCUCAUAACCAGUACUAGGAUCCAGGAACUAAGAACAUUUCUCCUUUUUACGCUUUCUUUCUAAUUUAACGUAACUACUAUUCUCUAUUCUAUAAUCGUAAAUAUGUUUGAGCCUCAGUGGCAGGAGCUUUCGCGAAAGCGCCAAAGAGAGGAGGAGGGUGAUGGCCAGGUCAACAUCGGCGAAGCCAUGAACGGAACUCUAGGCUUCACUGAACACCGCAAUAAACGUCUUCAGUCUCUCCCUCUGCGCACAUCGCCGACACAGAAGCAAUGGGCGGGAGCCCCGGAUUUUGCAGUCGCGACAUCAGCAACAACUCCUCCUGCUUCUAUCAGCCCGACCGAUUCCGACUCCGAAGAUGCGCAAUACCGACAACAGUCAAAUUUGUCGAUGGAUGUAGAUAGAGAUACGGAUAUGAUGGUCGAUUCAUCCGAAUGUUAUCAGACCGGUCCGUUCCACCCAGACUUCGUCGAUUCGAGUAUUGCCGGACGAAUGCCUACGCCUAUACAUUGCACUUUCGCUGCGCAAGUAAGGGGUAAUAAUUGGGGUCCUAUGAAUCAGACGAUGCAUACAGCAAACGGACCAGUUGAUGCUGCGGCAACAGAAGCUCAGCCAUUUCCUACGUGUCACGAUGAAUCCUCGGUACCCCGGUCGUUAGGGGGUUCUGCUGAAUGGUCCAUGGUUCAAAACCGGCGUCUCCCGUCCCCUAUUAGUGAAAGUGGCGGCGAAGAGACGCCGACGAGCCCGGGCAUGAUUUUGGACUCUCGACAGCCUCAGCGGCCUUAUUUGCCUCACAUGCCCCAUUCAACCAACCCUCAUGCUAUGCCCAUGCAUCCCAACAUUCAGUCCGUUCCUCCAAUUACGGAUAACGAUUCUAGUAUGAUGGAUUCUGAUCCUGGCUCCUCCCCUUCCUCCGCACCCGCUACGCCAUCGCCAAGAGGGAAAUACGGCCAUUCGCGCAGCAAACACACUCUUAACAACUGGACUCUGCAACCAGGCAUGAAGAAGUCAUUCAGUAUAGGUUACCGAGCAGACUGCGAAAAAUGCCGCAUGAAGAUUCCGGGCCAUUUCAACCACAUUAUCAUCUCUUAGUAUGGAAGUGAUGAGAGGCCACACAUUUGGUUUAACGGCAAGACGGGUGUUUCUGCCAGAGAAAACCAGAUAAUUGCACAAAUUCGCCGAAAUAGGAAGAGCAAAGAUACGACUAUACUGCCAGUUUUUAGCCCCUCCGAAUCGAAGCUAGAUAGGAACGAGAUUCCAUCUAUGCAGGAUUUUGAGCAGCGUUUGCGUGUCUGGGCUCGCAAAUCUUCUCGGGAAGAUUGUUGGACUCGCCCGGAUGAUGCCCGCCUCGUAGAGUUCGGCCUCGACAGACUUUAAAGAGGUCCAUAUUUCCCUACGCCUUCCACAUUACUUUUUUUUUUUUUUUUUUUUUUU
Molecule: messenger RNA, 1760 nt
Organism: Annulohypoxylon maeteangense
Lineage: Eukaryota; Fungi; Ascomycota; Sordariomycetes; Xylariales; Hypoxylaceae
Exons: 2
Coding region: 432-1418 (328 amino acids)
Source: RefSeq, a predicted model, not a curated record